Rhineura floridana is the source of this 9764-nucleotide messenger RNA. RefSeq names its product stabilin 1 (gene STAB1). Bases 212 to 7957 code for a protein of 2581 amino acids. Gene Ontology annotation, biological process: cell adhesion. The record is from RefSeq and is a predicted model, not a curated record. NCBI's taxonomy places the organism in Eukaryota, Metazoa, Chordata, Lepidosauria, Squamata, Rhineuridae. The transcript has 69 exons. Gene Ontology annotation, molecular function: calcium ion binding; hyaluronic acid binding.
AAAUAUCUGCUGACUGACAAUCCAUGCUUAGUCAAAGUAAUGCUGCUUUUGUAUACUUUGGAAUAAGAGACUCACAGCAUGUAAAUGCUUUUUUUCUGUUUACUUUUAACUUCUGGUUUUCUUGGAUCUGAUUCUUAGUAGGCGGUGUUAUCUUGCAGAAACUUCAUCCUCCACAUCUCUCUUUAAGCACUGAGGUCUCUUCAGUCAAGGCAUGAUUAUGAAAGCUUCUGGCUUACUCUUUUUCUUCUGUGCAACAUGCUUGACUUCUGCAACUGAAGGGAAAAACCAGCAGUUAAAGUAUAUGCGAUGUGACCAGAAGUUUACGUAUACCCAUGAUAUGCUUUGUACUUCCUGUGCUUUGGCUGCCAGAUUGUUAUGCCCAAGAGGGUGGUCAAAAAUGCUUGGAGGGGAAGGGCAGAAAACCUGCAGGUACACACUAAAGCUAGGCGAGAAUACCCUUUCAUUCUCAGGUUGUACUCAAAUGUGUAAACAGGAAAUUGAAGAGAAACGCUGCUGUCCUGGUUUCUGGGGUUCUGAUUGCUAUGAAUGCCCUGGUGGAUCUGGAAACGUAUGCAGUCACCACGGAACCUGUUUAGCAGGCAUCACACAGAAUGGAACUUGCAUCUGUGAGGAGAGGUAUGGUGGCUAUGCAUGCCAAGACUGCCGGGAUGAAACUCAUUUUGGCCCUGAUUGUCAAUCUGCAUGUGAGUGUCAGCAUGGGAUCUGCAACAAUGGACCUUCUGGUGAUGGAAGCUGCACCUGCUAUGCUGGCUACACUGGCCCGAAGUGCGACCAAGAAAUUUCCUCCUGCGGAGGUACAAUCUGUGAAUCUAAUUCCCUUUGUGUGGUGAAGAAUGGGCAGGCAAGAUGUGAAUGUAUGCCAGGGUACAUGAAAAAUGGGCUUUAUUGUCAAGCCCAGGACCCAUGCAGCUCAUCCCCAUGCUCCCAGUUCGCAAUUUGCAAGGCUAUUGGGCAAACCAAGUACACAUGUACUUGCAAAGUUGGGUACCAAGGAGAUGGGAGGAUAUGCCAACCAAUAAAUCCUUGUCUCAUUAAUAAUGGAGGCUGCCCUGGAAAUUCUAGCACCUGUAGAUUUGUAAGACCAGGCGAGUCACUUUGCAUGUGUAAGCCAGGAUUCAGCAAGCAGGGAAAUGGUAAGGACUGCUUAAACACCCUUCAGUGUCAGCCGCAUAACUGUGAUAGAAGUGCAAGGUGUGAAAUUGACCUGGAUGCAAUAAGAUGUACCUGCAAAGAUGGAGAAAUUGGAGAUGGCAGGAAGUGUUACAAAACCAUAUUGAAGGAGAUCACUUCUCUGAAUGCAGCAGGAAGACAUUCCAGAACACUGAACAGUGCAAUAAAAAUGUUUGAAUUGGGUUGCUCAUUUCUCCUGGAAAACUAUGGGCCUUUCACAGCGUUGGUACCAACCAGUCAAUACUAUAGGACAGCUGAAUUUAGUGCCACAUUAGCAAAUGAUUUAUGCAAACUGCACGUAAUCCCUGGGCAGCAUUUGCUGGAUAAUACCAACAUGGACCUGUGGACAUUGUCUGGCCAGAAAGUGACAUUCUUCAAUCAGGGGUUAAAUGUCAAGAAGUACAAGUAUUCAGAUGUACUAGACCAAUAUUUGAUCAAAGAACGAAAUGUGCUAGCUGCUAAUGGAAUAAUACACAUUGUCAGCUUUCUAAGGAAAAUGCCCUCCUUGGACAACCUUGGGAAUUCUCAGAAAACAAUUGGCGCAAUUAUUGCUUCAAUGGAGAUCGCUAGCCGAUUUGAAACCAUUUUGGAAAACUGUGGUCUGCCUUCAAUUCUAGACGGCCCAGGACCUUUCACUGUGUUUGUACCAAGUAAUGAAGCAGUGGAUAAAUUAAGAGACGGAAGACUAAUUUAUCUCUUCACAGAGGGAAUAAACAAGCUCCAAGAACUUGUGAAGCAUCAUAUCUACACAAAAGCAGCGGUGAAAGUAGAACAGCUGGUUACGAUGCCACAGAUUCUGACCACGGCAAAUCAGGUCCUGACAAUCCGAUUUGGUGAGGAUGGAAGAAUUCUGAUGGGUGACUCUGACGUUGCCUUGAACAAAAGGAAUAUCUUGGCAUCAAAUGGUGUCAUUCAUACCUUAGAUGGCAUCUUCAUUCCUCCAUCAAUAAUCCCCAUUCUGCCACACAAAUGCAAUGAAAAGGAUUAUAAAGUUGUAGCGGGAUCUUGUGUUGACUGUGAUGCCCUUAACACCAGUGUUUGCCCACCUGAAAGCACAGUUAUGGACCAUGGGCUCAUUCCAGAGGAAUGUGUGUACAUCCAUGAUCCGCUAGGCUUGAACAUGAUGAAGAAAGGUUGCAAAAGAAGCUGCAACCAAACUGUGGUGGCACCUGGAUGCUGCAAAGGGUUCUAUGGUCCUGCCUGCACCCCAUGUCCUGGUGGAUUUACCAGUCCAUGCUAUGGCAAAGGAAGUUGCAAUGAUGGGAUUCGAGGGAAUGGUCAAUGCCGCUGUUUUGAGCAUUUCCAAGGGAGUGCCUGCCACGUUUGUUCAAACCCAAGCAAGCAUGGAGAGAACUGUGAUGAAGAUUGUGGCUGUGUCCAUGGAAUUUGUGAUAAUAGACCAGGAAGCAAGGGAGUGUGCAAGGCCGGGUCGUGCAAAGCUGGAUACACCGGGGAAUUUUGUGACAGGAGCUCUCAGAAGUGUGGGACUUCCACUGCCUCUCUGAAUUGCCAUUUGAAUGCAGUCUGCAGCCUGAACGACACUAUAAGGUGUGUCUGCCUUGAUGGAUAUGAAGGGGAUGGGUUUUCAUGCGAGCCCAUUGAUGUCUGCAGCAAGCCAGAACGGGGAGGAUGUUCAGAAAAUGCCAUGUGCAACAGUACAGGCCCUGGCACAGCAACCUGCCAGUGUAACAAGGGCUGGACUGGAGAUGGAAAUGACUGUAUUGCCAUUGACAACUGUGCAAUGGAAACAAGAGGAGGCUGCCACAUCAAUGCUGAUUGCAACUAUAUUGGGCCUGGACAGAGCAGUUGUGUGUGCAAGAGAGGUUAUAAUGGUGAUGGUUACAGCUGUGACCCUAUUGAUCCUUGCUUGAUGGACAAUGGUGGCUGCCAUGAAUUGGCUAAAUGUCAGUCUCUUGAUACUGGAGAGAAGGCUUGCCGUUGUUCUGAUGGAUAUAUGGGAGAUGGAGUUCUGUGCUAUGGUGACCUAAUGAAGGAGUUAGCAAGGAAUUACCACUUUUCUACCUUCUAUGAGUGGAUUAAGAACUCCUCCUUCAGCAUCCCAGAAGGAGCCAACGUGACUGUUCUAGUGCCACUGAAGGAAGCCAUCCAAAACCUGAGUAUGGAUGAAAAAGAUUUCUGGCUGCAGCCAAAGAUGCUACAGCUGCUUGUCAGGGUCCACUUCCUUCAGGGUUCUUUCACAAGUGAGCAACUCAGAGAAUAUGUGGGCCAGGAGCUACUCACCCUCAGUCCACGGAGCAGGUGGAAAAUUAGCAACAGCAAUGGGGCUAUAACUAUUCAGAAUGCAAGUAUUAUAUUGGGCGACAUCCCUGCCAUUAACAGCACUAUUUAUAUCAUCAAUAAGGUUUUGUUGCCCACAUUGGGUGACAUCCCUCCAAGAGCUCCAGGUCUGCAGCAGCAACUUAAUGCAACACCUUCCUUCAGUAGGUUCAAAGAACUGCUAGAGCAAUACCAGUUGAUUGGAAAGAUUGAGUCAUCUGAAAAAUAUACUAUUUUUGUCCCAGGAAAUAGUUCAAUUGAGAAAUACUGCCAAGCUUCUAAUAUUACACAGCUGGACAGUGACACUGUACGGUAUCAUGUCAUAAUUGGAGAUAAACUGUUGCCCAGUGACCUGAAAAGUGGAUUUCACAAAAGCACAAUGUUAGGAUUAUCCUAUUGGUUGAUGGUUUACAAGAACACCACUCAGGCGUAUGUAAACAACAUCCUCUUGAACGGUCAGUUUGUUGAAACAAGAAAUGGGAUGUUGAUUGGGGUUUCUGAAGUUCUACCAAUUCAAAAAAACCGUUUGCCUAUCAAUAUGGUAACAGUACAAAAGUCGAGAUGUGCAAAGUGCAACAAAAAGAUCAGGUGCCCAUACGGAUCAGCACUUGCUGAAACACCAGGUGAUGGGAGUCUCCCUCGCUGUGAACUAAGGUCUGGAGGCCGCAAAAUAGUUGGCUGUCAUUUCACCUGCAUCACAGUUUCCUUAGUCUCUGCCUGCUAUCCAGGUUACUAUGGCCAUAUGUGUGAGAUGUGCCCAGGAAAACCAGGCAAUUGGUGUUCUGGAAAUGGGGUGUGUCAAGAUGGCACUGAUGGCAAUGGCGAGUGCCAGUGUCAUGAAGGUUACCAUGGAACUGCCUGUGAAAUGUGUCAGCCAGGAAGAUAUGGAGCCAACUGUAAAUCAGAAUGCAACUGCAGGCAUGGAAUAUGCAAUGAGGGUCUCCUGGGGGAUGGAAGCUGCACAUGUUCCACAGGCUUUAAAGGGGCUAGUUGUGAUGAAGAAGUUGGAAAGGAUUUCUGUAAUGGCACUUGUGAUAAGCACGCUAAUUGUGUCAAUGGCUCUGCUAUUACCCGACCCACUUGCUUGUGUUCUGCUGGAUACACUGGGAAUGGAACAUCUUGUACAGAAAUAGAUCCCUGUGCAGUGGGCUAUGGUGGCUGCUCCAUACAUGCCAACUGUACAAAAGUUGCAGCUGGUCAAGCAACCUGUCUUUGUAAAGAUGGCUAUGCUGGAGAUGGGACUAUAUGCCGGGAAAUUGAUCGGUGCUUAGACAAGAACGGAGGAUGCCACCAGUUUGCAGAGUGUGUUAAAACAGGCCCAGGUCUGGUAGCCUGUAACUGUCUUCCCAAGUUCACUGGUGAUGGUGUUAAUGAAUGUAAACCCAUCGACCCUUGCAAGGAGGAUAACGGAGGCUGCAGUCCACUUGCUAUAUGCCUUAAUACUCGUACUGGGAAUCGAACCUGCAUCUGUUUAUGGGGUACUGGAGAUGGGUUUACAUGCAUAACCACUGUGUGGCAGGCACUCGGUAAAACAGAAGCUGCAUCUACAUUCUUUAACUAUUUAUGGACCUAUAACACUGUCGAGGUGAUGGGAUCUGGACCAUACACUGUUUUCGUCCCACAUGUUGAUUACCUAAAGAACAGCACCACAUUUUCAGAAUGGCAAAGGGAGGGUUUCAUCAAAGAUUUGCUUCGCUAUCACAUAGUUGGCUGUCAGCUGUUACAGACAGAUGACUUGGAGUUACAAAAUUCUAUCACAGCUUUAUCUGGACCCAAAAUAAAGAUUUCUGUGAAAGAGAACAGUGUAUAUUUAAAUGAUGAGGCAAAGAUAAUUGAAAGUGACGUUACUGGACUGAAUGGUGUCAUACAUUUCAUUGACAAGAUCUUAAUCCCAUAUGACCUGCAGAAUUUCAGCAUUUCAUCCAAACUAUCACAGAAAACCAUCACAGAGGUUGCUGAUGCUUAUGGAUACAAAAUCUACAGCAAGCUUCUAGUGGAGGCGGGACUUCUCAGUCUGGUUAACAAUACCUUGCACCAACCCUUCACCAUGUUGUGGCCUACAGAUUCAGCAUUUAAUUCUCUCCCUAAGGAUAUGCAAAAAUGGCUGUAUCAUAGAGAACACCGGAGCAAGCUGGCUGAUUAUCUCAAAGGGCACAUGAUCAGGGACAUGCGGCUAUCAGCUUCCAAGCUGACAGAGUCUGCUCCUUUAAGAACUAUGCAUGGAUCAACCGUCUCAUUCGGCUGCAGCAAAACAAGUGCCGGGGACAUUCUGGUGGACAAUGGCAAUGCAAAGAUCAUACAGCGGUAUAUGGAAUUUAAUGCAGGUAUUGCUUAUGGUAUUGACCACCUGCUGGAACCUCCGGAUUUAGGAUCCCGUUGUGAUGAGUUUCGUAGUGUUGAGAGUUCGAAUUCUGUGUGUGGUUCCUGUGACUUUUUGCCUACUUGUCCUAUUGGAACAAAAGAAUUGGGAGAGAGCCAGAGUUGUUAUUAUUUUGGAGAUCCACUUCUCAUCACUCCAUGGUAUCGCCGUUCUGAAAGGAGGUCUUCCCGGUUGUACCAUUCACGUGGGGGAAAGAGAUGGCAUCCUCUUUCAAGGUCUUUGAUUAAGGGCUGCAAGAGAACUUGCUUUACCACUGAGUGGGUACCUCAGUGCUGUGCAAACCACUAUGGAAAAGAUUGCCAUGUGUGUCCUGGAGGGCUUGAAGCACCAUGCAGUAAUCGUGGUACUUGUGAUGAUGGCCACGGAGGCUCAGGAUGGUGCAACUGCAGCCUGGCUUUCGUUGGGACAGCUUGUGAGAACUGUGCCCCAGGCCAUUAUGGGCCAGAGUGUAAAGAAUGCAGCUGUACAGAGAAUGGAAUAUGCAAUGAAGGUUUGCAUGGAGAUGGCUUCUGCUUUUGCACUGCGGGAUGGACAGGACAGCGUUGUGAGACUGAACUAGCUGUGAUGCCCGAAUGUUCUCCAGCCUGCCAUCGUAAUGCUGUGUGCCGGUCCAACAAUGCCUGUGAAUGCAGCCUACAUUAUGAGGGAGAUGGAAUAACAUGCACAGUGAUUGACCAGUGUGGGAAUGACAAUGGUGGCUGCAGUGACUAUGCCAGCUGCACACAGGUCGGGAUUGAUGUUUCCUGUAGCUGCUUAUCAGACUAUGAAGGCGAUGGCUACAUCUGCAGCCCUGUUGACAGGUGUGCAGAUGGCAGAAAUGGAGAUUGCAGUGAACAUGCCACUUGCAUCAACACAGGUCCUAAUUCUCGGAGGUGUGAGUGCAAAGCAGGUUUCAUUGGAAAUGGAAUCCAGUGCUCGGAGGAAGCUAUCCCACCCACAGACCGUUGCUUGGAAGAGAAUGGGCAAUGCCACCCUGAGGCUCUUUGUAGUGACCUGCAUUUCCAAGACAAAACAGUCGGUGUCUUUCACCUGCAGUCUCCCCAGGGAAAAUAUAACUUUACUUAUCAAGAGGCUGAAGCCAGCUGUGCAGCUGAGGGAGCUACUGUGGCCACUCUUAAGCAGCUGUCUGCCGCCCAACAGAUGGGUUUCCACCUGUGCAUAGUAGGUUGGCUUUAUAACAGGACAGCAGGCUAUCCAACUGUGUACCCAAGUGGGAACUGUGGUAUUCAUCAUGUUGGGAUUGUGAAUUACGGCUUUCGAAGUAAUGUCAGUGAGAAGUGGGAUGCUUACUGCUACAGAGCUCAAGAUGUACAGUGUGUUUGUAGGGAUGGGUUUAUUGGAGAUGGCUAUACCUGCACAGGGAGUCUUGUAGCAGUGCUGGCCCAGCGUGCAAACUUCUCAGUUUACUAUUCUAUGGUACUGGAUUAUGCCAAUGCCACCCAAGAAGGAUGGGAAUUUUUGGAUUUCCUCUCCACAGACACCACUUCCAAAACGCUUUUUGUGCCCCUGAACUCUGGCUUUGGAGACAAUGCAUCUUUAACACUGAAUGACCUGAAGCUUCACGUAUCGGCAAGUGAUGUGGCCCUCCUAAGCUUCAAUCUCACAGCUGGUACAAUUAUACCUUCCCAGGCAGGAUACAACCUUUCCAUUGCAGAUUCUGUGAGCAACACCCAGCUCUCUAGUUCUAAGAUGAUUAAUAAUACAGUGAUAAUUGAGUGGGAUAUUCUGGCCUCCAAUGGGAUCAUUCAUGCUAUUGAGGCACCAUUGAAGGCACCUCUUCAACAUGAGCAGCUUGAUCAGGUUACUGGUGCUGCAAAAUCACCUGCUGCUGUGACCACUGGUGUAAGCACUGUUGUUGCCAUAGUGCUAUGUGCAGCAAUUGCUGGAGUAUUCUACUUCUAUGUCAAAAGAAAGAACCAAGGAUUCCAGUUUCGCUAUUUUAAGGCUGAGCUAGAGGAUGAAGAGCCUUCACCUUGGGAGGAAAGGAACCCACACCUGGUGUCCAUUCCAAAUCCCAUUUAUGGAGCAGACAGCUCAAUCUAUGAGCCAUUUAAGGAUUCUUUCACUGGAGAAGAUUUUUCAGAUAGCUAUGGAAUUUUUGGGGAUUAAUAAGCAGGAAACAAUUUUCACAGAAGCUAUGUCAUGCAGUAUGGUCCUGCUUGUGAUGGACUGCUUGAGAAGUCUUGCCUGUCUAUGCAAUGGGAGCAAAUUAAUAAGUGCCUUUGGAUUUAAUUGUAAAUGUUAAGUGAAACAUACCUCAGUUCCAUUCCUCUUCUUUAAGCCAUGAGCAGGAAAUUGGGCUCCUUGCCCUUGCAUGCAACUGGGGACUUUGCCAAUUUUCUUAAUUUUUUCUUAAAUCUGAAUGUAGGCCCUACUGCUAUAUUGGAUGCCGUCUUUAAGAGUCCUCCAUCCUCUGACUAUUUGACUGUAAGGAGCUGCAGUGGGGGAUGAAAAGUAAUGUUGCAUGCUUUGGAUCCUGCCCAUGCAACUUCAGGCUUAAACUUAGGGAAUAUCAGACACAUGAAUGUUUUUGGUCAGUGGAUGCUGUGGAGAACCUUCAGCAGGUCAAUAAAAUCUUAGUUCAGAGAUGGACAGUUGGAUCAUUUUACUCUGAAAAUGCACUGUGGAUCCUUCUGCUGAUCUUUUUUAAAAUGUUACUCAGAAGACAGUUUGAAAUAAUACUGCCUGGUUUAUAAUCCUACUGAAUGAAUUUAUUGUUUUGAGAAUGAUAAAUGUUUGUAAAAGAUUGUAAACAAGUAAAUGUUGUCAACCUUCAUUAAGCUUUUGGUCAUUUUGAACCAGGAGGUAGUUAUGCUUAUUUCAACAUUUGGUAAGGCUACUUAAUGGUGAAAAUAAGUGUUAUACCCUUAUGGCUGAGAUUCCAUUAUUUGUAAUCCCCACCCCACUCGUGUAAGAAAAGAUUGCAAGACAGUGUUAAGAAGAAAACAUUAGCCCAUGGUGAAAUACUUCAUUAUCUUUGUAAAAAUAGUACAUUGUGUUUUACAAUAACCAACUAAAGCAAUGUUCUACACUCUCAAGGACACUUACAUUAUACAUAAUCAUGGAGCGCACACACACAUAAUAAUCUGACCUUCUUUGUGAACAGACUUGCAAAUCAAAACUAUUGUACCAAGUGCAGACAAAAUCGUAUCAAAAUCAUUAUCCCAGUUCUUCAGAUUCCAAGCUACCUGUGUUGUACAGAGCAGGCUACUUGUAAAAAAAUGAAGGUAGUGCUAUCUGAGGACUUUCAAUAAAUGAAUACAAAAAAAAACUACAAGACAAUUGUUGGAAUAGUUCAGAUUGCAAAUACUUGGUAGUAAAUAGUUUAAACAAGGACCGGCAAAGUAAUCUAGUAAUAUAUUUGCUGUAAAAUGCAGUAAAUAACGAAAACAUAGCAAGCUUAUUUGUAGCUCAGCAAUUUCAAAUGAAAAAUGUAAUAAAUAUAUUAAAUCUUACAACUUUAUAUUCAAGUGUUAAAUUUCUUCUUCCAUCUAAAUGUCUAGCCAAAACUGCUAAGAAAACUGGGUUUUUUUAUUAAUGGAUUUAACAUUUCAUAUUAUGUUCAGGAACGAGGCCACAGGUGGCUUUAUGGGACAGGAAUCAUUAUAAUGGUGGUUCAUUUUAUCAUUUCUGUGCAGUAUAAGUUUACUUGGCACAUUUAAAACAGACAACUUUAUGAAGGAAAUGAACUAAUUUCAAACCUUGGUCAGUGUAAGUGCCCUUUGAAUUUCUGGAAAGGUAAUUUUAAGAAUUUGUUUUCAAAAUCCUUUAGUUUAAAUAGCCGUCUACUUUCUCUUGGUGUAGAACUACACAUCAAGAACAAACAUGCACUUCCUACCCCUAUGUUCAUCUGUUAAUGAGAAUGUAUGGAUUGUAUAGUUACCAAGGAAUAAUUGUAUAUUAUGACAUCAUCCUA